Dendrobium catenatum is the source of this 1210-nucleotide messenger RNA. RefSeq lists its product as uncharacterized. The transcript is spliced from 5 exons. NCBI's taxonomy places the organism in Eukaryota, Viridiplantae, Streptophyta, Magnoliopsida, Asparagales, Orchidaceae. The record is from RefSeq and is a predicted model, not a curated record. Bases 89 to 904 code for a protein of 271 amino acids.
UCCAAAGCCCUACUUCGAGCUGCCUUUGUCCCCUCCGAUCCGUAAUGCGGAGUAGAUCAGUCGCGGCGCGAGGAUUGAAGACUCUCUGAUGGCGGAAGAAGCCCACGCCCCUUCAGCGGCUCCGGGACUCGCUGGCCAAGAAGAGAUCGAGAGAUUACCUACUCAAAAUAGUUUACAAAGUACUAGUGAGGAUGCUUCUCAGCAGCAACCCCCUUUGGUACACCCGUCAACUGUACCUCUGGUGAUGCCUCCACAAAAUCCAGACCAAAGUGAUUAUGGCCCUGGCCUCUAUGCUAUCCCUACUUAUUCACAAUUUAUGGGGAUGAUGCCUGGGUUUCCUCCUAGCACACUUAUUCCUCUUACCUUUAAGAUUCCCACGAGAACAAACUCUUCUGGCACUGGUGGUGAGGAGCUGGGACAUGAGGCAAGACAGCAGCAAGGGCCACAAAGACCAGUAGUUGUGAGGAGAUUCCACUUCGCAUUUCAGCUGGAUUUGGCUCUCAUCAUUAAGCUAGCAGCUGUUGUCUUUCUGUUCAGUCAAGAAGGAUCGAGGCAGCGGUUAAUUCUACUGGUUCUAUUUGCAUCUUUCAUCUAUCUGUAUCAGACUGGAGCCCUUACCCCUUUGAUCCGAUGGAUUCGAAGAGGUGCAGCGCCUCAACUCCGUCCCGCCGCCCAUCCUGAGCAACCACCUAUGAGGCAUUUUGAUGGCAUUCAACCUGCGCCUGAAGGAAAUGUUGAAGCUGAUAACCAGAAUGAUCAUCCACCUGCUGUUGUGAACGAGAAUCAACCGGAAGCCAGGCAGCGCAAUCAAAACCAAUUUUGGUAUAUUCUUAAGGAGAUCCAGAUGUUUUUCAUUGGGUUCAUCACUUCUCUUCUUCCAGGCUUUCAUCAUCACAAUGAAUAAAUCUUGCCUCAUCCAUACAAGCAUUUACUCAAAAAAAGGCACUUUCAAAGUCAAACAAUGGCCAGGUGAAAAAAAUGUUGAUAGGGAAGAAAUUUUUUUUCUUGAUCAUCAAUGUCCUGCUUGUAUGUUUUGACAUCACAUACGGUGAACUUCUAUGGUAGCAUUUGAUGUACUUUGGACUGUUACAGUUAUUGCUCUUUAAAAUUUUAAGUUCUGCGUUUUAGAAUCUCUUGGUUCCUAAACCAAUUCAGCCAAGAAUAUAUAAAACCUGUUAUUCAGAUUGGCAAAAAAUGGAGAUUCAUUUUA